This is a messenger RNA of Closterium sp. NIES-67, 4000 nucleotides long. NCBI's taxonomy places the organism in Eukaryota, Viridiplantae, Streptophyta, Zygnematophyceae, Desmidiales, Closteriaceae. The record is from the annotation of a GenBank genome assembly.
GAUCAGCCGCGCACCUGCAUGCAUGCAUAUCCUCACCUCACCCCACCUCACAUGCCGUUUCAUCUCACACGUGUCGUCCCUUAGAAUCGCCGCGUCCGCCGCAUGAGGCGCUUGAGGCUCACUUGUGACUGCGGCACCCGCCACGCUGCUAGCUGAACUUGUGCCGAGCAGCGUGAGCGCGCCGAGCAGCGCGGAGGCAGAGCGCGCCGAGCCCCGCAUCCUCAUGUCGUCCCCGGUUCGCCCGCCGCUCGGCUCCCCUCCUGUCUCUCCCGUCGUACCCGACAAUCCGCCGCCAGCAUUGCGUGCGCCAUGCGCGCAGGAACGGAUAGAGGCGCAGGAGCGGAUAGAGGCGCAGGAGCGGGUGGAGGCGCAGGAGCGGUUAGACGCGUUGUGGCAGGAGGCGGAGGAGAGCGACAGCACGCGCCGCACGCACAGCCUGCGCGCGCCCGGGGAUGCGUCGCCCACGGCAUCGCCGUCGCCCAGGCGGCCCGGCAGCUACGCCAACCGCCGCGUGCGCUCGCUGUGGUCGUCGGGCUCGCCGCUGUCGUCGCCGCAGCAGGCGGGGGGCCCGCGUCACAGCCAGCAGUGGUCGUCGGUCGCCGUGCCCUUCUCCUUCUCCUUCUCCUCGCCGCUCUCCCCCGCCGGGCUCGCCGCGGACGAGUCGUCGCCGCGCCAUGCGCUCACUCGCACGGCGGACGGUAAGGAGCAGCCGUGCGGGGGCGAGGAGGAGCGGGAGAGGGAGGCGGAGCGAGCGGCGAGGCACAAGCCGUCCAAGUCGGUGGGGUCGCUGCCGUUCCUCCAGAUGGCGCAGUGGUCGCGCUCCUCCCCCAACCUCCGCUCCCCCGUAAGCCCCUCCGCCGCCCUAGCCUCCCCCUCCGACACCGCCUGGUCGCUUCCCGCCUUCGCCAAGUCGGUAACGCUACGCUCUUCGCCCAGGGCCGCCACUUCGCCCAGGGCCGCCGCCACGUUGUCCAAGGACCCCACCACCUCAGUAGCGCGCGCAGCGGCGACGAGCGCCGAGGCGCCGCGCAUUCCGCAGAGCCGCACCGUCGACCUGGUCGCGUCGCCUGCUGCCCUCGCCGCCGCCCCGCCAGCGUCGCGUGCGGACAGGCGCCGGUCGGCGGAAGCGGAGGUUGCGGGUGGCGGCAUGGGCGGUGGGAACAGCCCGUUGGGGGGCGGUGCAUGGCGCAAGCCCGCGGCGGGCCACAGGCGCAGCGAGGGCGGAAGAGAGCAGACGCUGAGCGCUGUGUUGGGGGAAGGCGCAGGGGAAAGGGCGGGUGCAGGGGAGGGGGACAAGGGAUGGACGUCCUCUGGCGGGCGCGGUUACAGGUGGCGGGGCAAGGCAGCGCUGCCGCAGCUGAAUGUGGGGCGGCAAUCCAUGCACAGCGCGCAGCACAGCGCGCAGCACAGCGCGCAGCAGCAAGCAUCCACAGUGCUGCAGCAGCUAUGCCCGCCCAUCUCCCCCCCCAUCUCCCCACAUGCCUCUUCCCGGUGCUCCCCCAAAAUCUCUCCAAACCCUUCCCCGAACGCCUCCCAAAAACCAUCCGCCAGGCCAUACCUGUGCUCGCCACGCUCCCCCUCUGCGCCAGCAGCAGCAGCAGCAGCAGCAGCAUCGCCGCGGUCGCAGGUGGUGAUGGUGCGGAGCUUCAUGGAGCACCGGCGGCGAGUGGCGGAGGCAGAGGAGAGAGAGGCGCAGGAGCUGGGGGAGGGGCCGGAGGGAGGCAGCAGGGGGCAGGGGAGAGGGGGGCUGGAGGGGAGGCGGGGAGGCGAGAGGACGAGUGAGGCAGUGCAGAGCACGGGCGGGAUGGCAGCAGCAGGGCGUGAAGCGGAGGAGGCUGCAGGAGGUGCAGGGGCACAGAGGGAGGGUGGGAGGGAGGGGGCGAGGGUGAGCCUUGGAGCGGCAGCAGGCGUGCAGCCCAUGGAAGAGCGGGCGGGCCCGGGCAGCAGGCAGACGGGCGUGGCGGGAGAUCCAUGCUGCAGGGACGGUGGGCGCGCGGCCAGUGGUGGGGGCGAGCAGGUGCGGGUGGAGGCGGUGGUGGGAGCAAAUGGUCUGUCAGCGAACGCGGAGGGUGGGGGAGGGGCAGGUGGGAGAGAGGAGCGAGGAAGGGAGGUUCAGGGAGCAGGGGUCAUAAGUGAGCGGCAGCAGCAGCGAAUGCAGUGGCUGCAGCAGCAGCAGUGGCAAGGGCAGGAGGUGGGAAGGCAGGGAUGCAGAUUGGAGGAAGGUGCGAUGGUACAGUGUGCUUCCCUGCCCUGCACCACUCGCUCUCCUCCCAUACCCCGACAUGCUUCCGCCCCUCUCCGCACCCUCCUGCCCCUCCACUCUGCUGUUCCUCUUUCCCCCCACCGCCCGCUCACCGCCUCGCCCCACAGCCCACCCAGCGACCUCUACCCUGCAUGGCAGCAGGCGCGGCUUGCGCCGGAUGAGGGCAGGGCGGGGUCGGGGCAGCAGGAGGAGGCGAAGCAGGUUGGAGGAAGCCAGAGGGGCCAUGGUGACGCAGCAGCCAGCUCGCACACCGUUCUUGCUACCUGCCACAGCCCCUCCCCUGCGCGCUCCAAACCACCCCAAAGCCCUCGGCCUGCCUUGUGCCCCAAGCAUGGCUCUCAUGCACCUCGCACCACUGGCAGCCUUGGGAUCCCCCAUGCCUGCGCCCCGCCCCACAACCGUGACCCCACCCAUCACCCUCAUGCCACCUUCUCACACUCCCUCCGCGCCAACCCCAUGGCUCUUCCUCUCUCCCUCUCGUCCCCACUCCCCUCCCCAUGCCACUCGCAAGGCAGCCCCUUGAGCAGCCCCUUGAGCAGUCCCUUCAGCAGCCCUCAGAGCAGCCCGCGGGAUGGUGUGAGUCGCAGCAGCACAGCCAGCACCAGACGCUCCCUGCCCAGCCCCCACUCCCAGCACUCGCCCCGCAGCAACCGCAUGCCACCACCCGCUGUAUGUUCUUCCCCUACACGCGCUGCGGACUGCGAGCAGCAGCACAGAGGGCAUGCCCCGCUCCCGUUGUCAAUGGGCGGCAGCCAAGGCGCGCCUUCCAGCCCUCGCACGCCCAGAAGUCCGCUUGCAUCUCCCAGCCAAGGCUCACAUGGCAGGCGGGGCAAGGGCGGCAGCACAGACGGCAUGAGCAGAUCUCUGAGCCCCUCCCGCAGCCCCCGUCGCGGCCCUGCACCUGACGCCUCUGCCAUGCGUGCAUGGCGGCAUGGUGAGAGCACGGUGCAGGGAGGCGCAGGGAGCGGGGCGCGGGGCUCCGGGAGUAAGUCCUCGCAUUCGUUCAAGCACCACAGCAGCUGCCAGGCGGCUUUCGGCCGGCCAGCAGAUGGGGGCAGAGGUGGGAAUGGGCAGAAUGGUGGUGGGGCAGCGGGUGGAGCAAUGGAGAGUGGCAGCAUGGGCAGUAUCCAGCAGGCUGAGAGGGCGCAGGUUGAGAGCAGGUCAGUGUGGUCCAAUGCAAGCCAGCGGCAGCACAGCUGUCAAAUGCCUCUAAGUGCAGCCGCCCCUAGGCUGCAGUCUAGAGGCUCUCAGCCAAUGCUGAGGCGCCACACGUAUGCUUCCACCCCCUCUGUUGUGAUCCCUGGGCCCAUGCUGCCCCAACAGCCUCAUGCCCCCGACCGCUGCACUCCUCCCCUUAGUCCCACGCCAGGCAGGCCAGCAGGCAGCAGCAUGGGAAGCAGGAAGGAGGAUGGUAGAGAGGGGGAGCAGAGGGAUGCAGGGCCGGGCAGCGGCGUUGAGGUUGUUGCUGCGGUUGCUGUUGCUGGUGAAGAUAAUGGAGGAGGGGCGGCAGAUGCGAGGCGCAGGUUUCGAAGAGAGCUGUCUCUCAGUGGAUACUUGAGCUCUGGGUAGCCUUCACGUGAACCCAGCCAUGGCUGGGUAGACCCCAUGCACCAGAUUUCCAGCCCAUUUAGAAACUCGUGCCCAUGUGCCGUUGAGGGUGUGCCGGUUAGGAACCGCCAGGCCGUAUUUGAUUUGAGUUGCUCAUUGAGAGUUUGCUGGACAGUGAGGAGGGCCUGC